Plenodomus lingam JN3 is the source of this 4572-nucleotide messenger RNA. RefSeq lists its product as uncharacterized. Gene Ontology annotation, cellular component: cytosol. Gene Ontology annotation, biological process: inositol metabolic process; inositol phosphate biosynthetic process. The record is from RefSeq and is a predicted model, not a curated record. NCBI's taxonomy places the organism in Eukaryota, Fungi, Ascomycota, Dothideomycetes, Pleosporales, Leptosphaeriaceae. Gene Ontology annotation, molecular function: 5-diphosphoinositol pentakisphosphate 1-kinase activity; diphosphoinositol pentakisphosphate kinase activity; inositol hexakisphosphate kinase activity.
AUGGAACCCUCACUCUCCCGCACGGUGAGCUCAGAGACCGCUCAGUCAUGGCAGCAACUCUCGUCCGCAAGCGGUGCUGCGGGAGCGUCGCGAAAGGCAAGGUCCAGCGUGUCUGAUUCUGGCGGGGAAAACGUCGAGCGUGCCAAUGUCUCCAUGCCCACACCAGCUACAAAGGCCAUCCGCCAGCACGCCUCACGCAGACAGUCACGGGCAUCCGACAGCAGCCUGUUGGAGUAUUUUGGCAGCUCCAGGAACGGGUCGGCCAUCCUGGACGAGAACGACCUCACGCCCACGCUAGAAAGUACGCGACCAGGGCCUGCCGCCGUGAACCCACAGCUGCUGCCAGACUCGUUCCGACUCCCGCGAACUGACGUCGAGCCUGCUCAGCCUGUCCAGUCUGCAGAUUCGAAGCGGCUGUCCAUUUCCUCGGUCGUCUCGUCCAUUGUCAACGCGCGGGGCUAUAGCUGGAGUGGAAGGAGUUCGCUAGUGGGCUCAGAGCCGGAAGUCAAGAUGGAGAGCCCCCAUGGCCCCAGCACCAACGCAACCUCCUCGCUGGCUGUCACCACCUCGAGCCAGAAUGGCAGUCUCGGCCCCAAAGUCUCGCCCACCCAACUGCUCUUCCCCCAGGAACCAGCAGCAAGCAAUGCCGCAGCCAGCCCUACCACCACCGCCCACCAUCCCACCGCCUCUCCCCAGCCAGGCCCACAACCUCUACCGCCACCUCCCCGUCGUUCUCGUAGUCGUACAGCUCAACGACGUAUCAGCGGAAGCACCGCCACCAGCAGCAGCCCGGCCAGCCGUGAUAUGAGGGAAAAGAAGCCCACCAAGGGCAUCAUUGGCGUCUGCGCUCUCGAGUCCAAGGCCCGCAGCAAACCUGCACGCAACAUCUUUGGCAAGCUCGUCGACGAGUUCGAGGUCAAGAUCUUUGGCGAUAAGAUCAUUCUCGACGAAGCAGUGGAGAAUUGGCCCGUGUGCGACUUCCUUAUUUCAUUCUUUUCAGACGGUUUCCCCUUGGACAAAGCGAUUGCUUACACCAAACUGCGCAAGCCCUUUUGCGUCAACGACCUGCCCAUGCAACAGGUGCUCUGGGACCGCCGCUUGUGUCUGGCCAUCCUCGACAAACUCAACGUCCCCACGCCCAAGCGCAUCGACGUCAGCCGUGACGGCGGGCCGAAACUACCAAGCGCCGAAUUUGCAAAGAACUUGUUCGAACGCACGGGAUUGAAGCUCGAAGGUCCCGAAGAUGGCACUGGGGGAGGGCUGAAGCCGCCGCAGAAGAUCGAGCUGAUCGACGACGGCAACACGAUUCGCGUGGACGGUGUCACUCUUACCAAGCCAUUUGUUGAGAAGCCAGUGAGCGGUGAAGAUCAUAACAUACAUAUUUACUUUCACAAAAAGGACGGCGGUGGCGGUCGGCGCCUUUUCAGGAAGAUCAACAACAAGAGCUCGGAAAGAGAUGACACACUCCAUGUGCCCAGGGCCAUUCUCGAACCUGAAAGCAGCUACAUCUACGAACAAUUCUUACAAGUCGAGAAUGCCGAGGAUGUCAAGGCCUACACAGUGGGCCCAAACUUUUGUCACGCUGAGACGCGCAAGUCGCCUGUUGUCGAUGGCCUGGUCAAGCGUAAUCCCAGUGGCAAGGAGGUACGCUACGUGACGAAGCUGAGCGAGUCCGAAGCUGCCAUUGCGUCCAAGAUCUCUGAAGGAUUCGGUCAACGGGUCUGCGGCUUCGACCUUCUCCGAGCUGGAGAUCGAAGCUAUGUCAUUGAUGUCAAUGGAUGGAGCUUUGUCAAGGACAACAGCGAUUAUUACGACAAGGCUGCUACUAUUCUCCGCGAAAUGUUUUACAAGGAAAUUGCACGCAAGCAACGCAACGCAGCACAAAAUGCAACUGCAGAUUCGCAAGAGGGUCUCGAUAGAAGUUCGAGUACUGUGCACAAGAGUUCGUCGCAUCAUCGUAAAGCUUUGGGGAAGAUGUUCAAAAGUCCCAGUAUGUCAAAGAUGGCCAACCAAGUACACGUUCACCCUCAUUUGCCUCACAUGCGGCAGGCUAGUACUAUGCCUUCUUCUCCAGAUACAUCGCUAAGUACUACCCCAACUGCAGCCUCGCCUAGCACGGAAAAGAGCAAUCCUCUUGUAAAUAUGAGCCCUCCUACGGCGACUGGAACCACUAUCCCGGACCGGGCACAGUCGGAGCCUGACCUGUCUCCUACUCCUCUGAUCUCGGACGAAGAUAUCGACACUGAUCCCGACCGCUCUUUCUCAGACGAACACUUGAACGUACCUCCUCCGGCAUCCAAAGCACAAUGGAAGCUAAAGGGCGUUGUAUCUGUCAUACGACAUGCGGAUCGCACACCGAAACAAAAGUUCAAGUACACCUUCCAUACUAAGCCUUUUGUAGACCUGCUCAAGGGACAUCAAGCCGAGGUGUUAUUAAUUGGCGAGGCCGCCUUGCAAAGUGUCAGCGAUGCAGUCACACAAGCCAUGGCAGAGGGUCAAGAAGACCCCAAGAAACUGCGCGAACUUCAGUUGUACUUGAACAAGAAAGGAGCCUGGCCUGGUACGAAAGUUCAAAUCAAGCCUAUGUUCCGGAAAAGGAGGAAGGAGGAGUUACAGCCUGGAGAAAGCCUGCCAGAGGAAUCACCGGAGCAACAGGUACAGCCCCUGAGUGCUUCCGAAACCGAAGAAAAAGCCUCUACGGAUGAUAGUGAGAUUGAACCUAUUAAGAACAGGAGCGACUCCAUGUCAGGCGUGACACUAUCUCGCAUAACCGCGCAAGACAACAACAUGAUCCUCGACAAGCUACAACUCAUCAUCAAAUGGGGUGGCGAGCCCACUCACUCGGCCCGACAUCAGACUCAAGAUAUGGGUGCGAACUUUCGAAACGAUCUUCUGCUGAUGAAUCGGGAUGUUCUUGACGACGUUCACAUCUUCAGUAGCUCAGAGAGACGAGUUACUACGAGUGCGCAGAUCUUUGGGGCAUCCUUUCUUGAAAAAGAUCAAUACCUUGCGGAGCAUAUCCAUGUACGCAAGGAUCUACUAGAUGACUCGAAUGCUGCAAAAGACGUCAUGGACAAGGUGAAGAAAAAACUCAAAACACUCUUGCGUGCCGGUGAUAAAGCCCCACCUCAGUUUGCAUGGCCAAAGGAUGUACCAGAACCCUACAUUGUCGUUCGGCAAGUGGUCGAUCUUAUGAAGUUUCACCAGCGCGUCAUGAAUUACAACUUCAAGAAGAUCGAGACGAAUGCUAUGAGCUCGUUGUCAUCUGUGACGUCGCCGCCGACUGGCGCCACUAACGUUGGGCAGUCGACCCCUCAGCACACCAAUGUCAACCAUAUCCAGUCUCGUUGGUGCUGUAACGAAGGACCAGAGCUCUUCAAGGAACGAUGGGAGAAGCUCUUCAAGGAGUUUGCAGAUGCUGAUAAAGUUGACCCUAGUAAGAUAUCCGAACUCUACGAUACGAUGAAGUUCGACGCGCUUCACAAUCGUGCAUUUCUCGAGUGGGUGUUCACUCCGGACGCUUCCUUCAUCGAUGAGGAGAGCAUCGUAGACCCUCCAAAGCAGACAACGCCCGACAAUCAUUCUGUGAAGUCCAAUUCGGCGAGUGCGACAUCGGAUGGUCAGGUAAAAACAGAGGGAAAAGAACAGACAGCAGAGAAGCCUCAAGAGCGUGGAAGCCUUACGCACCGCAUGGGUUUCAGACGCAAGUCUGAAGUCGCCAUGAAAUUACCAUCAUAUGCACACGAGUCGUACUUCAAGCUCUAUGCUGGGGUCGGGACCACCACUACCAAGGCGCAGACAGACGCGAGACUUGUGAAGCUUCGUGAGAUGUAUCAUCUCUGUAAGGUACUUUUUGACUACAUUGGCCCUCAAGAGUAUGGCAUCGAGAGUGAAGAGAAGCUCGAGAUUGGCUUACUUACCUCGCUCCCGCUGCUCAAGGAAAUCGUCGGAGACCUCGAGGAGCUUCAGGCGUCCGACAUGCCCAAGAGCUUCUUCUACUUCACCAAGGAAUCGCACAUAUACACACUGCUCAACUGCAUCUUGGAGGGCGGUAUCAAGACGAAGAUUGAACGCAAUGCCAUUCCGGAGCUUGACUACUUGUCGCAAAUCAAUUUUGAGCUGUACGAGUCGGAGAACGCUAGUAUCGAUGAUCAGCCGCAUACCUUCAACUACAGCAUCCGUAUCACGUUGUCGCCUGGUUGUCAUGCCUUUUCCCCACUGGAUGUGCAGCUUGACUCGCGUCACAUGAUUGGGUUCUCACCGCGUCGCAGUCUGACUUUGCAUCAAGACUGGAAGGAGGUGCUAGAGACACUCCGUGCUAAGUUUCAUACUGUCAAACUGCCCAAGUCGUUUGUAGCCAUAGACCUCAGCGAGAAAGCGCCUGAUGCGUUUGAGCGAACCAGCAGUGCCAUUUUUCAACCGCCGAAAGAGCUGAAGCCUGACGAAGAAGAUAGAGGAAGACCAGAGGAAAGAAUGGAAGCUAUAUCUAACAGCGACGUUGUCGAUCCGAAUUCCACUUCGUUGAAGCAAAUUCUGCCGACCGAGUUGCCGCCGCCCGUUUUGGACGCCUAG